AUGGCAGCGGUGCCACCACCAGGCGACGAUGAUCGGUGGGCUCCGGGGUUUGAGUUACCUAUCCAGUCCGCAGAAGGAGAAGAUAAAAAAACGACCGAAUCCAAAGAUGACGAUAAAACAGUGCCCUCGAAGAAAGCAGAGACCAUACGAGGUACGGCCACUGUCAAUCAACCUGGGCCAAACUUGGCUGAGAGACCUGAACAAGAAACCACGGCCGAAUACUUUGCGAGCUGGGCCGAGGCGGAGAGGAUGAUGAGAGCUGAUUUGGAAAGGGGGAAAUUCACAGCUGAACAAGUUGAUGAAAUUAGAAAAUUGAUGGAGGCCGGUGCUAUAAAAAUGAAAUUACCAUAUAAAAAAGCACCCGGAGAAAUGACCAUAGCGCAAUGGGAAGAGAAGGCCGCAAAACUCGAGGCUGAACUAAAGAACAAGGGAGCAGAAGGCGACAAGUACGUGGCUCAAUUGAUGGCGCUCCAAGACCAAUUAAGGCGGUCGGAGGUCGCAAAUCUGGAGAUGGAAACCCGCAAUGCAAAACUCGAGAAAGAAAGGAAAGAGGCUAUGGCUAAAGUUGAUAAAGCCGCACAAGAAAAGCGCGACAAAAAGGAUCAGGAGGAAAAAGGAAAAGAGGAUGAGAAGAGGAAAGCAGAAGCUGUAAAGCAUGAAAAGGCCUUGCGUGAGAAAGAUGACAGAUAUCGGGCACUUAAAUUGCAAGUCGAUGCUUUGUCUCAAGGCAUAGAGGCCGCACGAGAAAAGCGCGCCAAACAGGAUCAGGAAGACAAAAGAAAGGAGGACGAGAAGAGGAAAGCAGAAGCCGAAAAACAUGCAAAGGCCUUGCGUGAAAAAGACGACAAGAUUCGGGUAUUCGAACAAAACCUCGACGCCUUGUCUAAACGUGCAGAGGCCGAGAAAAAAGAAAGAGAAAAGGCUGCCGCCAAAGACAAAGACAAGAUAAGAGGGCCGAACUUCUGCAAAAAACAGGCUCUCGAGAAGGACGAGAAAAUCAAGAAGUUGGAGAAAGACUUGGAAGAGGAGAAACAUAAAAAUGACUUGGAAGAGGCCGGAUAUCACGGGGAUGAUGAACUUAAAGCCACAAUCAAGCGUCUAGAGCACGAGAAAAACCAACUCAAGGAGGAAGCAGCGAAAUUGGGAGAUGUGAUCAAUGACUUGCAAGAAAAAUAUCGGAGAUUGGAGGUCUCAAAUUUGAAACUCCUAGAUGACGCUAUAGAAGGUGAAGAGCGGGCAGUAAAAGAGAGGGACAAUCUGAGUAUUGAUGUUGUCGCGUUAAAAAAACGGGUCGAGCAAUAUGAGAAAGAAGAAAAAUCACAAAUCGAAAGAGAGUCCCUUUUGAAUCUCGACAUACAAACUCUUGGUGCUCAAGCUGUUCAGCAAAAAACCAAAAUUAAUCAAUUGAAUGAGGAACUCAAUCAAUCUAAGGAGAAAAUCACUGCGGAUCAGGUUAAAAUAGAGGCCUUACACAAAGUAAUAGAUGGCUCGGCUGAAACACUGCGCCGGGAUAUUGCAGGCGCUGAAGAGCAAGUUGAGAUACUAAAAAGCCAAUUGAAAGAACGAGACGUCAAAAUUUCUCAACAAGAGUCAGAAAUUGGAGCCCAGAAAAAGACAAUUGGAGAGCAGGCAUUGAAAAUUAGGAUUGGGACGCCGGGUGCAAGCCAUGGAGAAUUGGCCAUGCAGAAUCAGGCCAUAUUUAAGGAGAAUACGGAGCUCAAGAAACAGCUGGAAGACAUGCAAAAGAAUCUAGGUGCAGAGGACACAGAAGAACUCAAGAAGCAAUUGGAAGCUAGUCAAAGACAGUUAGAAGCUAGUCAAAAAGAAUACGCUGUUGUUCAAGAACGAGUAGAGAAGUUAUUGCAGGAGCUCGAAGAGGUCCGAAAGACAAAACUCGGUGACGGAGCAAAUGCGAGCGAGAUUGAACGUCUAAAGCAAGAGUUAAAGAAGGCUAAGGAAGAUAUUCAAGAGUUGACGCAAGAUAAAAGGAAGGCCGAAGAUGAAAUCACUCGACUGCAGACAGAUAACACGGCUGGUACCAAAUCGAUUCAAACUAUUAAGGAAGAGUUGAAAAAAGCCACGAGCGAGAUCAGUCGCUUAAAAGAUGAGAAAAAGGAAGAUACCGAAAUGAUUCGUCAUCUAAAUGAGGAAAAUGAAGCACACCAGUUCGAAAUCGGUCGUUUGAGGAGCCUGAGACCACAAGUACAAGUUCACCCAGACCAGAAAGCAUUGGAAUUUAAUAGAAUGAAGGUUAUUCAUUACCAAGAGCAGGAACACCAAUGGCACCUUGAAAAAGAAGAACUCGAGGCUAAAGUUAAGGAGUUGACAGAAAUGACGGAACAGAGUGAUGCUAUAAUCGAUGAUAUGACAGUGGAGCAAGAGGAUCUUCAGGUAGCCUUGGAUAAAAUUAAGGCCGAACUGGCAGCCGCAACCACGAAGCCAAUUGAUACUGCGGGUGGGGGUGAAGCACCUGCCGAUGCUGCUGAACGUGAGCGGAUUCAUGCUGAGAAAAUCAAAGAACUUACGGACCAAAACAGCGCACUCUCCAAACAAGUUGUUGAUCUCAAGAAAGAAAUUGAGAAGAUACGAAAGAGCCUUGCUGGAACCCACACGGAUGCAGAAAAGGAAAAGCAUCAACUCAACCAACAACAAGCACAUGCCAGUGUUCAAACAAUUCAUAUGUUGAUGGGUUUCAUGAUUCUUCAACGAGCCUUGAACGGUAAGGUCAAUGGUGAUAUGGAAAGAGUGUUGGCAGCAGUGGAUCAAGCUAGACUUCAGGCGGAAGCAGUUGGUGAUGAGAAGUUGAUUGUAGAAGUAUCGUACUUGGCCGCUAUUGCUGUAUACUAUGACGGUGAUACACCUAAAGCUCUCGCAAGUUUCAAUGCCAUCAAGGAUUCCAAGGAUUGGUAUGAUUCGAAGAAAGAUCUCGUGAAACAAUGGAUUGCGCAAUGUGAGAAGGGGACUGAUUGCCCAGAGGGAAGGAGCGGGUAUAGAGAAGCUCUAGGACUCGGACCUGUGCCACUAUCUCUUCGGGUUCCUCCGAAACUUCCCAAAGACGAAGAAGCCAAGAAAGCCAAGAAGGAAGCUAAGAAAGCAAAGAAGGAAGCAAAGAAAGCGAAGAAGGCAGAGAAGAGGGCAGCGAAAAAAUCCAAGACAGGGACGAAACCAAGAAGAGCUUCAGUGCCUAAACGUCGUGGUAUACACAGGCCCGAUUUAUACGUCGGUAUCUUAUCGCCGAGACAACAACAAAUUUGGGAUACUAUUGAUUUUAGUGAUUUCGAUUACAAUCAUCUAAAUACCGAGCAGCAAAAAUUAUUUUCAUUUUUCCCAAUAGACUCUGAGCCUGAAAGCCCUCGACGACCAGUAGUCCACCGAGCAGCCGGACCUUCUAGUGAGGCUUCAUUCCUCCCAGCUCGCCGACCAGUAGUUGAUCGAGCAGCCGGACCUUCCAGUGAGCUUUCACCCCUGCCAACUCCUCGUCCACACUUCGGACUCCCACCAUUACCACCUGGUGGUUCUGAUUCUGGUGCAGAAGCACCUCCUCCACCUCCUGGUCCACCUCCUGGUUCUCAAAGGCCACCAGGAAAACCUCAAAGGCCAGCUUCAAGCGGCGCUUCCUCUGCCGCCUCUGUUCCAGCCGCCCAAGGUGUUCCAGAAGGGCCACCCAGUCGCAUGAGUCGGCCUACUACAGAUGCAGCUCUGCAUAUCCAGUACCUUGUUGCUCAACUGGCUGAAAGUGGAAGACGUGUCAGAGAACUCGAACCUGCAGGCGCUAUUGUAGCAAGUUUGACAGGUCGAGUGGAAAGGAGAGAUAAACAGAUCGAAGACCUAAAACUCUUUUGCGAGCAGGUAAUUGCUGAAAAUUUAACGUUGAAAGGUGAUGCUCAAUAG
Botrytis sinoallii is the source of this 3891-nucleotide messenger RNA. RefSeq lists its product as uncharacterized. Bases 1 to 3891 code for a protein of 1296 amino acids. The transcript has 3 exons. Lineage: Eukaryota; Fungi; Ascomycota; Leotiomycetes; Helotiales; Sclerotiniaceae. The record is from RefSeq and is a predicted model, not a curated record.